This is a messenger RNA of Hibiscus syriacus, 623 nucleotides long. RefSeq names its product HMG-Y-related protein B-like. Gene Ontology annotation, biological process: chromosome condensation; negative regulation of DNA recombination; nucleosome assembly. The record is from RefSeq and is a predicted model, not a curated record. Gene Ontology annotation, molecular function: nucleosomal DNA binding; double-stranded DNA binding. The transcript has 2 exons. Bases 57 to 608 code for a protein of 183 amino acids. Gene Ontology annotation, cellular component: chromatin; nucleosome; nucleolus. NCBI's taxonomy places the organism in Eukaryota, Viridiplantae, Streptophyta, Magnoliopsida, Malvales, Malvaceae.
UUUUGUUUUUUCCCCCCAGGAAAAAGAAAAAAAGAAAAAAGUUUAGUAAACUUGGAAUGGCGAGUGAAGAAAUUAAACAUACUCGAGGCCUUCAUGCUUCUCAACAAGCUUCUCUUCCAGACCACCCUCAGAUGAUCAUGGAAGCCAUAGAAGCUUUGAACGAGGAGGGGUCGAGCAUGACGUCAAUCUCGAAACACAUCGAGUCGACUCACUCGGAUCUCCCGGAGAAUCACUCCAGUCUUCUUUCCCACCACCUGAACUUGAUGAAACAGAGCGGCGAAAUCGUAAUGUCGAACAACAAUUACAUGAAACCCAACCCCAAAGCCCCACCCAAGCGUGGACGUGGACGUCCCCCGAAACCCAAGGUCCCUGUAACGCCCGGGAAAGUAGUGUCGCCACCAAGGCCACGUGGUCGUCCACCGAAGCCCAAGGAUUUAUCAGCUCCUCCUAAGUCCAAAACUACCGUCAGCACUGGUAGGCCACGUGGACGUCCACCUAAGAAGCCUAAGACUGGCGUCUCGACCGUAACUGCUGUUCCACCACCUCCAGGCGUUAAGCGAGGCCGCGGUCGACCGCCGAAAGUGCAACCGUCGGUGGGUAUUCAGUAAAGUUGAGUGGUAUCG